CUUUGUACAGCUCAUGCGCACUUUGUAUGGAGUGUGUAUUGGUCAUCCGUGGUUGGGACAGCACAUGACAUUCAGCUGUUCCCUGCAGGCUGCUUCAUGCUAAAUAGAAAAGAAGGGGAAAAGGGAAGCGGAGUUUGGCACGGACGCUGACCGUACUGAAGAGGAGGAGGAGGAAAUGGUAUGCAGCACAGGCGGGGCUGUACCUCCCUCUGUCCCGUAGCUGUCGUCUCGUCUGUUUUUAUUUACAGCGAAAACACAAGCCCGUUUCUACCAGGAACCCCGGGCUCCAAGGCUCAUUUUGUGGAAGUACCUCCACCCGGUAUGCCCGAAAAACGCAGCUAAAAACGGGUUAACGAUGGCUUCGGUUCGGAUGGUCGGCAAAGUUACGGCGAGACUUUUGGGAAGUAUUCAGCCUCUUCACUGCAGUCUCAAAACUACGCGUCCUGUUACAUUUCUUCACAAGGUUCAACAAAGGUCGCCCCUGCUUGGAAAUAGCCCAGCGUUUUUCUACAGUACACUUGCUCUCUCCAGUGACGUGUCUUUGAAGUACAAACAUGGCCGCUUGGUUCUGGAGGUGCCAUUGCCCUCCAGAGAUGAGAAGUGUCUGUUCUUCCUCAGACCCAUGCUGAUGAGUGUGGGAGACCUGAUCGCAGAUCUGCAGAGAGAGGACCCCGGGGCCACGGCCUCCGUUUUGUCCGAAGAUGGAGAGCGUGUAGCCCACACCACGCUGAUUGACGGCCUGCUGGAUAAGGACUUCCAGCUCGUAAUCAAUGAUGCCGUUUAUAACGUCAUCUCUCCUGAAAAGGUGGGUACCAAUGAGCAGGCCAUGGAGCUGGAGGACAUGAAGCAUGUCGUGCAUCUGCUGCACACGGCGCUGCACAUGCCUGAACACCACAUGCUGAAAGAGAGGCAGCUGCUGGAGAGACAGGACAACCUCAAACAGGAGCUGACCCCUCUGGAGGAGAUGAAGGCUCAGCUGUCCCGCUCAGCGGACUUCCACAGCUCCAGGGUAGUGUGGACCGGCCUGGCCCUGUUAUCUGUGCAGGGCGGCGCUCUGGCCUGGCUCACGUGGUGGGUUUACUCAUGGGACGUCAUGGAACCCGUCACUUAUUUCAUCACCUACGCCACAAGCAUCGGAGCCUUCUCCUAUUAUGUCCUUACCAAACAGGAUUAUAUAUACCCAGACGUUCAAGACAGACAGUUCCUGCAUUACUUUUAUAAGGGGGCCGGCAGGAAGAAAUUCAACGUGGAGAAAUACAAUGAACUGAAGGAUGAGCUGGCUGAGGUGGAGGAGGACCUGAGACGUCUGAGAAAUCCGACUCAAUUUCACCUACCGCUCGAACAGAUCCAGGCGAAGCCGUGAACGAUGGUCACUCGCACUCAAACGCUCCAGAGCAAAAACAAAUAUUCUGCUUUAUUUUGAUAAUGGUGCCUUUUUACCAGGAAUCCAUGUCAUUCUGUGUUUUGUUUACAGUCUUGAUAAUGAUGCCAAUUAUGUCUUUGAGAAAAGUAAAAACACUGAGAACUAUUGAAUUAAAAAGAAUGCCCCGAUCUCCUGAGAA
This is a messenger RNA of Eleginops maclovinus (Patagonian blennie), 1562 nucleotides long. RefSeq names its product calcium uniporter protein, mitochondrial-like. Gene Ontology annotation, cellular component: mitochondrial inner membrane; uniplex complex. The record is from RefSeq and is a predicted model, not a curated record. Gene Ontology annotation, biological process: calcium import into the mitochondrion; mitochondrial calcium ion homeostasis. Lineage: Eukaryota; Metazoa; Chordata; Actinopteri; Perciformes; Eleginopidae. The coding region runs from base 356 to 1363 and encodes 335 amino acids. Gene Ontology annotation, molecular function: calcium channel inhibitor activity. The transcript has 8 exons.